UACAUCAGUUAAAAGUUGCCCCUCCAAGUGACAGUUGAGCUGCUUAAUUGUACAGUGUGGAAGUGUGUGUACAUAAAAGAGUAAUAUUUUUAUGAAAAGUGCAUCAAUUUUAAUAAAACAAAAUGGAAAAUACUUCUAAAGAUACUGAUAAAAUAACCGUGAGUUACACGAGAAGAGAAAUUUUUGACUUACUUAAAGGGAAAUUUAGUGAUGAUUUAGACGCUCAGAUUAACACGAUUGAAAAUCAUGCAAAUGAAAAUUCUGACGGUGACAAUUUAAAGUUUCAUAAGGAUGAAGUAGCUAAUUUGAAAAAAUUACUAUCGAAAAUAAAAUCCAGGUGGUCAGAAUCACAUUUUGUCAUUAAAGCCUUUUUCAAUAAAAAUAAUGAUUGGUUAAAUAAUACAGUUAGUAUUGUGUGCACUCGUGUCAUUCGGACUGAUGCAACUAAAUCAAAUAAAAGCGGCCGACCAUCUACAAGUUUUGAGGAUUCCAGUGAUCGGACUAAACGACGAAAGACAACUAAAAUCCGCGAAGAUUUUAGUAAGGAAGAGUUGGCUUAUGCUACCCAAAUGAGUUUAAGAUCAUCUGGAGCUGUAGAUGCUGCUGCUAUUUUAAAAGAAGUUAUAACACAAUCACCGGCAAGAGCAUCAAAAUAUAGAACGGCGUACAAAUCAUCUUUAACAUCUGCCCCAAUUGAAAUGACUGGCGACGAAGCACUUGUCGACAUUGUUGGAGCAAAACUCACGAAACAAAAUUAUUUAGAUAUAAGAAGUUCGUUGCGUCGUAAAAACUUCAAUGCAUAUCCAUCUUAUAGAAAAAUUGUAGAAGCAAAAGCUCGAUGUUAUCCACAAGAUAUUACAGUUUCAGAGAUUUCAGCUGAAGUAAAAUUGCAAUCCUUGUUAAAUCACACAUGUGAUCGAAUUUUAAUGGUACAAACGGAUGUCAUAAAUUCAUUGGACGUUGAAGUAGUUAAAAAUCUGAGAUUAAUUUGUAAGUGGGGUUGCGAUGGUAGCUCAGGCCAAAGUGAGUACAAGCAAAAAUUUACGAGUGAUGACAGUUCAGAUUCGCAUAUGUUUUUGACAUCGUUAGUACCGCUGCAAAUUUUAGGUUUCGACGAAAAUUUAAAAAAAAAUGUUGUUAUUUGGAAAAAUCCAAAACCAUCGUCAACACGCUUUUGUAGGCCUAUACAUAUUCAAUUUAUAAAAGAAACCGUAGAAUCAACAUUAAGUGAAAAGCAGAACAUUGACAAUCAAAUUGCUUCUCUCCAACCUUUUAAUACAGUAAUUAAUGGACAGGAAAUUAAGAUUAAUUUUAAAAUGUAUUUUACGAUGAUUGACAUGAAAGUUUGUAAUGCCGUAACAAACACAACAUCAGCAAUGCGCUGUUAUUUAUGUAAGGCAACAUCUUCGCAAUUUAACGAUAUAAAUGCAAUGAAAACAAAAGAAAUUGAUGAAUCUGCUCUUGGUUUUGGCCUGUCUACCUUGCAUGCGUGGAUGCGCUGUAUGGAAUUUUUUUUACAUGUGGGUUACAAAAUGCAAACUAAAACAUGGCAGGCACGCAAAUCUGACAAAAUUAUUAUCGAGGAACGAAAACGGGUAAUUCAAGGAGCUUUCAAAAAUCAGCUUGAGUUAAUUAUUGAUACACCGAAAGUAGGGUCAGGCAAUUCGAAUGACGGAAAUACUGCUAGACGUUUCUUUGAAAAUUAUGAUGUAUCUGCUAGAAUUUUAGGAGUCGAUUCGGAUUUAAUGAAACGGGUUUAUGUAAUUUUACAAGUAAUGUCAAGUGGUUUCGCCGUUAAUGUGAAUGCUUUUCAACAAUACUCGUUUGAAACAGCUGAAAUUUGUGUAUCGUUAUAUCCGUGGUACUGUAUGUCGACAACAGUUCACAAAGUAUUUAUUCAUGGCGCUGUAAUUAUUGACUGGUCUCCGCUUCCAAUUGGCCAAAUGUCUGAAGAUGCACAAGAAGCUCGAAAUAAAGAUAUCAGAAAUUACAGAGAACAUUUUGCCAGAAAAUCAUCAAGAACAACAACCAUGCAAGAUGUUUUUAACCGUCUUCUUGUAAUUUCUGAUCCCUUUAUUUCGAGUAAAGAAAAAAAACAUCCUAAGAGCAGAAAACAGCUAUCUGUCGAAGUAACUCAACUGUUAAUAGGAACAGAAAAUGAAGGAAGAUUGUAUGGCUUACGUAAUUAUGAGAACUCCUCCACCGACGAGUCGACAGACAUGGAGGAUGACUAACCAAAAAU
Messenger RNA from Leptopilina heterotoma, 2242 nucleotides. RefSeq lists its product as uncharacterized. The transcript is spliced from 3 exons. The coding region runs from base 123 to 2234 and encodes 703 amino acids. Lineage: Eukaryota; Metazoa; Arthropoda; Insecta; Hymenoptera; Figitidae. The record is from RefSeq and is a predicted model, not a curated record.